This is a messenger RNA of Hydra vulgaris (swiftwater hydra), 1282 nucleotides long. The record is from RefSeq and is a predicted model, not a curated record. NCBI's taxonomy places the organism in Eukaryota, Metazoa, Cnidaria, Hydrozoa, Anthoathecata, Hydridae.
GAAUUUUUAUAUAUGCGGACGUGAAAGACAUCGGAACAGGAACAGGAGUUUGUCAAGAGUUGACUAACGAAGAUAGCAGAAAAUCCACGCGUGCGAUGAUAAAAUUUAAGAGCUGUGAUUUUUUGUUUUAGUUGAUUUGAUGUGUCUUACUUCUUUAAGAAAGCUUAACGAUGUAGUAUAUUCUAUCAAUACGUGUAUGUAUGAUGACUACUAAUAUCGAAGGUUUAAAAAUAAAUACCGAUAAUAGCAACCUAAUGAACCAGGUUUUCUUGGUAAAAUACAAAACACCCUUAAAAUAUGUAGGGUUAAUAUUAUUGAUUUUUCAAAGUGCGAUUCAUGUUAUGGUCAUUCGUUUUUCUCGAGUUGGUACAGGAGGCAAGUAUUUUGCGAGCACUAUAGUGUUUUUGGCUGAGGUUUUAAAGCUAUUUUUUUGCUUGACAGUUGCACUGUUUAAAAUUAGAAAUUUUAAUUCUUUGAUUAUAUGUUUGCGUACUCACGUAUUCAAUAGAUUCAGCUACACCUCUAAAUUAUGCGUUUCAGCUAUUUUGUUUGUUAUUCAGAACAACCUUCAUUAUUUGUCAUUGUCUGAUUUGGACUCUAAUACUUUCCAAGUAAUUUAUCAAAUAAAAAUUUUGGUUACUGCUUAUUUCUCUGUAAUUUUACUCAAAAGAAAAAUUAAGAAAGUGCAAUGGGCAGCUCUAGUUCUCUUGUGUUUUGGGGUGUUAUUAAAUUUGCAACCUAGUCAGUUUUUCUCUUUAUACAGUAGACUUCAUGAUCAGUCACCUGUGGUAGGACUUCUCUCAAUACUAUUGUCAAGUGUUACCUCAGGUUUUGCCUGUGUUUAUUUUGAGAAGAUACUUAAAGAGUCAAAAAAUUCAAUUUGGUUGUUGAAUAUUCAACUUAGCUUUAUUGAGACAAUAGUUUCUUUAGUAACAAUGAUACUUAUUGAUGGCAUAAACAUUAACAAUCAUGGAAUGUGUUUUGGCUAUUCAAAGUUUGUUUGGUUAGCUAUUCUUCUUCAAGCUACCGGUAGCAUUUUAGUUGCCGUAGUAAUGACUUUUUCUGACAGUGUUCUAAAAUGCUUUUGUGUGGCAUUUUCUAUUAUUUUUUCUAGUAUUAGUAGUAUUUAUGUAUUUAAUUUAGUUUUGAGUGUUCAAUAUCUACUAGGAACAAUUGUAAUACUUUUUGCGUCAUAUUUAUAUUUAUCACAAGAAAUAUAAUAUUGCUUUGCAUAUUGUUCUGCUAAAUAUUUACUUAGAAAAAAUAAAGAUGUUGUUAUUAA